Etheostoma spectabile (orangethroat darter) is the source of this 3188-nucleotide messenger RNA. RefSeq names its product UDP-GlcNAc:betaGal beta-1,3-N-acetylglucosaminyltransferase 9 (gene b3gnt9). Gene Ontology annotation, cellular component: Golgi membrane. Gene Ontology annotation, biological process: protein O-linked glycosylation; poly-N-acetyllactosamine biosynthetic process. The record is from RefSeq and is a predicted model, not a curated record. NCBI's taxonomy places the organism in Eukaryota, Metazoa, Chordata, Actinopteri, Perciformes, Percidae. Gene Ontology annotation, molecular function: UDP-glycosyltransferase activity; hexosyltransferase activity.
AUCUGCUCUCUCUCCUCUUUUCUCAUUGAAUCAUUGUCUUUGGAAACCAGUCUGUGUGUGUCGGUGCGCAGACUGGAGCCAGUCUUGCAGUUUCACACAUCAGCCCAGAUGUUUUCAGUUUGACUUCCCCCUCCGUCUCGUCUGGAUGCCCCCGCCCUUUGGUGCCCGAGGAUAAGGGGAGGAUGGACACAGACAUGAUGGACGCACACCCAGCGUUAGGAGUUUUUACAGACAAACUGUAGGUGAUAUUUAGCAAUGCAGCAGAGAGGAGGAAGAAAGAUCACCUCAUUUCUUCAUCAGACCCUGCGUGAAGCAUGCCGACCCAAACCUGGACGCUACUGCAUUCCUGCUCAAUACUUAACUAAAGUCUUCAGAAGAUGGUGACAAUGAGGAGGAUCUUCCAUGUGAAGGGAGAUGUGAUGUGCACCAUGCUGCUCCUGGUGCUAUUCUGUCUGCUGCUCUAUGCCCGCCAGGUGGUGCUGUCCUCUGGGUGGGACAGGCCUGUCUGGAAGCUAGAAAUCCAUGGCUCUACCAGCUCCAGCAGGACCUUGCUGGGCGCCAGCGGGGCCAAAGUAGGCCAGGAGUCUCCAGGGCAGAUCCCAUCCGGCCCCUCAGAGCCACAGCUGCCUCCCUGCAACCCCCAAUCCAAGUCCAAACCUCCUCAGCCCAAGUCCAAACCUCAGGUCAAAUCUAAGGGGAAAUCCAAGACGCGGCGGAAAACUGCUGUGCCGACUAAAACCGCUGGCAAGCCCCUGCCCACGAUGCCACCAUUUGACUUUGAGGGCUAUCUGAGAGAAAAGGACAACAGGAACUUUAAGCUGCUCAUAGACCAGCCAGAGAAAUGUCACCUCGGAGAAGCAGAGGAAGAACAAGAAAGAGGAAGUGAGGGGUCUAUUACUGCUCCCUACAUGCUGAUUGCGGUGAAAUCUAUCCCUGCAGAUUUUGAUAAACGUCAGGUGGUACGUCGGACCUGGGGUAAAGAGGGACUCUUUAAAAAUGGUGUGUCCAUCCGUACCGUUUUCCUGCUGGGGGUUCCCAGGAAUCGGACUGCUCUGCCUCUGUGGGAUCGUCUCUUGACCUACGAGAGUCAAACCUUUAGGGAUAUCCUGCUCUGGGACUUUGAAGACACCUUCUUCAACCUGACACUGAAGGAAACCCAUUUUCUGAAAUGGGUUAACAGCAGCUGUCCUCGUGUCAAAUUCAUCUUCAAGGGUGAUGCCGAUGUGUAUGUUAAUGUGGAGAAUAUACUAGAGAUGCUACAAGGCCAAAAGCCAGACACGGAUCUGUUUGUUGGUGAUAUUAUUAUCCAUGCUAAACCCAUUCGCCGACGCAGUUCCAAAUACUAUGUGCCAGAGUUUAUUUACGGAGGGGGUUUGUACCCGAAUUACGCUGGGGGAGGAGGGUUUGUCAUGUCGGGACAUACGGCUCGCAGACUUAGCUCUGCCUGUCAAAAGGUGGAGUUGUUCCCUAUUGAUGAUGUCUUCCUGGGAAUGUGCCUCCAACUGAUUGGCGUCAAACCAUCACGCCACCAGGGCUUUCGGACCUUUGGAAUUCCCCGACCGUCGGCAGCACCCCACCUCCAGACGUUCGACCCCUGUUUUUACAGGGAACUCAUGGUUGUUCACAGCCUCAGCGUUCCUCAGAUCUGGCUCAUGUGGAACCUCCUGCACGACCCCAAUCUGAGCUGCCACAACAGGACCAGCCCGACAUCCUGGCCCUUUAAGUGGAAACACAAGAUGGGAGAAGAGACGGAUUACGGUGAGAAGCAGGUGUUUGUCACACAUUAGUGACUCCCCACAGGGCCCAGUGGGAUCUGCAAGAGCUCUAGCGAGGACAUAAUGGUUAUAAAGCAGGAUCUGUGGCCAACUUGAAGGAUGUGUUCAAAAGCACAGUCGAGUCAUGUGAGACUCUUUUCCAAGCUGGCAGAUCAUCUCUGGGGGAAAUGAAUUGGCAAAGGCCUAAUGUGCUUCAGAUCUUUUGAAAAGGAAGCCAAAAUAGAAUUUAGGGUGUAGCCAUCCAAGCCUGUCUGUGUUCACACAGUGUUUAUGAACAACCAUGCAGCAAGAAUUUGAUUUCAAGAUUAUAAGAAGACUUUUGAAUGUCUUAUGGAUAUGUAUUGUGUUUUGUUUACACAAAGAAACAGUAAGAUCUACAAGGACACCAUGACAAAUGAUGUUUUUACUUUAGAGUUACUUUAUAAGGAAGUUCUCGUUUUUUAUAUAAAAGCUGAUUUUCUCACACAGUACAUUUAACAUAAAUGUAGUUUUCAAUGAAUUUGCCCUCGCAAAAUAGACCACAGAGAUAGCGGGGGGGAUGCCUGACAUCCAGCGAUUCUUCUACCAUCAAUGCAAAUAGUUUAGCAUCUUUUAUUAUUUAUUUUUUAAAGUUUCCUGUGGAACAAUUUGUUCCCUGAAUUUGCCUAGGGUCUGUAAAAGUUCAAGGAAGAUUCCCUGGUUGACAGAUUGUUUUCAAGGUCUCCUCUCGGUGACAGCUCCUGCUCUGCAGUUUGACGCAAUUUCUUGAGGGGGGUUUAACUGGUGUUUGUAUGCAGAUUCGUGACGUGGCUAGCACCCCUUCCAAGCGUGAAAGGCCAGGACUAGUGAUGGCUGUGUGUACUGUGUGAGUGGGAAAACGGAACAUUUUUGUGUGUUCUCACUGUGAAUCUCAAGCAGAGACUUUCUUCACUUCCUUAUGCUGGAUGGAGCCCCAAAUGGACAGUCGCAUUGUCUGUUUCCUGGAGGAACAACAAAUAGAGCCUAAAUGCGAACCAGCUGGGACCAUAAAUCACACACACACACACACACACACACACACACACACACACACACCACACACACACACACACACACACACACACACACACACAACACACACACCACACACACACACACACACACACACACACACACACACACACACUUGUUGAAAAGCCUGAUACUUGAGUCAGGCAUGUGUUGCUACGGUUGGAUGUAAAUCCUGCUCCAUCUCAGGGUUCAUUCAAUUAGUAGUCAAAAUCUCAGAUGUGGAUGUGUGAAUCCAUUUUAUUACAUAGGAUAUCCUAGAGACAAAUACAGAGUCAACCUAACACGGCUCAACCCCAAAUCUGUCUGACUCUCUGCUCCUGGACCCCCUGGUCUUAUUCACAAAGGGUGGGGUCUCUUGGCCACAGUGGUGUGUGUGUGUGCCUA